GGCAGAGGGGCGAGGAUGGCCCGAGGGCGGGGGCGGGGACCAGCGGGGCCGAGGGCAAGUGCGCGAAACCGCUCCCUCGGCGGACGCCGGCUUCUGCCCGGCGGCCUGCCUGGCACUUCAAGUGUCCUGGCGUUCGCUCUCGGCGGCCGCGCGCGGCGGAGACCCGGCCGGGAAAGGGGGCGAAACGCGCAGUGCCACCCUGAGGCGCCGAGGCGAGGGAAGGGUGGCCCGGGGAGGAGAGUGAGCAGCGGCGGGGAGGCCGAGAAGGGGGCGAGGGUCGGGCGGCGGGGCCGAAAGCGGCUUCGCGGGACUCACCUGCCGCGGCAAACCCCUCCGGGCUUCUCGGCCCGGCGCGCCCGGAGGAGGUGGGGACGGACUCCGGGCCGCAGGGCCUGCCGGGAGCCCGUUCCCUGGGCAACCGGGCCGGCACCUCCGAGCCGCAGCCAGCUCAGCCGGGAGCUAGAGCGGCAGAGCCACUGGCAGCAGCCAGAGGGGCGGGCCGGAAGAGACGUCCACUGCUUCCGGCGACGUGACCGGGACUUCGGGUCUCCUUCCGGGAUCCCGGCGGACCGCAUGGAAGUACCUAACGUGGAUCAGCUCGUGAGCCUCACAGCGAUCCCAGCAAAGACUAUUGGAAGUGCAACGCCCAGAAAACCUGUCUUAUCUGUCAGUGCAAGAAAAAUCAAGGAUAAUGCAGCCGAUUGGCAUAAUUUAAUCCUGAAAUGGGAAACCCUCAAUGAUGCAGGUUUUACCACUGCAAAUAAAAUUGUCAACCUGAAAGUCAGUUUAUUGAGUAAAGACAGGAUGGAGUCUGAGAGCAGCAGCCAGGCUUUCAGUGAAAGUGCAGAAAAGAUGCCCCCAGGAUAUUGUAAGGAGCUGGAGAUGCUCUGUGAGGAGCUGCAGACCACCUUCGAUGGUUUGACCAAAAUACAAGUGAAAAUGGAAAAGCUGUCUUCAACUACCAAGGGGAUUUGUGAACUGGAAAACUACCAUUAUGGGGAGGAGAAAAAACGGCCCCCCCUGUUUCACACGUGGCCUACAGCCCAUUUUUGGGAGGUCUCCAGCAGGCUCGCUGACAUGUACAGGAAGGAGCUUCUGCUGAAGCACACCAUCACCGAGGAGCUGGCCCACACUGCAGACAGCGACCUCGCCCUCUGCUACUUGUCCAUGUGGCUGCACCAGCCCUACGUGGAGAGCGACAGCAGGCUGCUCCUGGAAGGCAUGCUGCUCGAAACAGGGCACCGAGUGCUGUGAGUGCCCAGCGUGGCCGCAGGGCACUGGCUUCUUGCAUGGCUCUUGAAGUGGACAGGCUUCCCAAGGACCCAACACCGAACCUCAGGAUCACCCCCUGCUCCCUGGCGUGGCUUCCCACUGACCUCCUAGGGUCUCUGAGACCGGAUCAUUUCACCAGCUCCCUGCAGCCUCUCCAGACACACUUGCUGCUGCUCUGUAAGCUGCCCACUGCUGGGUGCCAUGUGCCACUCGGCCUCCCCUGCACCUGUUGAGAAUCUGUCACCCAUGAGGACAUCUGCAUGAAAUAAAUGAGCCUAACAAUGA
Molecule: messenger RNA, 1557 nt
Organism: Manis pentadactyla (Chinese pangolin)
Lineage: Eukaryota; Metazoa; Chordata; Mammalia; Pholidota; Manidae
Gene: CINP
Product: cyclin dependent kinase 2 interacting protein
Exons: 6
Coding region: 16-1254 (412 amino acids)
Source: RefSeq, a predicted model, not a curated record